GUGCGUCCCUUACGGAAACCGGGUUUGUUACUAAGUUUAAUCCAAAGAAGAAUCCAGAACUUAGAAACCAUUUCUCUCCUUCCUUCCUUUUUUUUGCUAUACCUGCACACAGUCAGGUACUUUCUACACACUGAUGCACUCGGGUUCUUUAACCUCGUGUGCAUCUGCAGGUAGACACGAGAAUGAGCAUUCUAAGAGGCGAAAAUCCCGCGAAGGUCAAGAUAUGAUAAGCAACCUACCUGAUUUUAUUAUUGCUCACAUUCUUUCCUUUCUUCCUACUAAAUUUGCAGUUUGUACUAGUGUUUUAUCAUGGAGGUGGAUAUACAUGUGGACAUUUGUCACAAAACUAAGCUUUAAUGACAAGGAGCUUCCUUUUUCUUAUCCCCGUGAGAGCGAAAAAACCCGCUUUAUGAACUUUGUAUAUAGGGUACUUCUUCAUUUGAAUAGUGCUAGCAUCAAAGAAUUUUCUCUUGAAAUUUCACAAAACCUUGACUCCUACCAUAUCAAUCAGUGGAUAUCUGCUGUUUCAAAUAAGAGCGUAAAAAAGAUUAGUAUUUGGUCAUUGUAUGGGUGUAACCUUUCUUCUUAUCCCCUUUUGAAAUGCCAAUCCUUGGAGAAGUUGGUGCUAAAGACGAUGGAUAGGUUUAUCAUCAAAGUUUCAACUCUUGUUCGUCUUUCAUCCCUCACAGUCCUGAACUUGAUAGGAGUCACAUUUACUUGUUACGGUUCUAAUGAACCGAAAGAGUUAACCCUUAAUUUACCGGUUCUUAGAAAGUUUAAGAUAUUGAGGUGCACUUGGUUAAAUGUAAAAAGUGUCACUGUAGAAGCGCCUCUACUUGAAGUGGUUUCACUAUCAUAUAAUGAGUCACUUGCUGAUAUUAAGUUUUGUGUUCUGCAUCUUAAGAAAUUCUAUUAUUGCGGUAAGACAUCAGCAGAGACAGUUGUGCUUGAUGCGGAGAUUGAUUCUACUAAUAUUGAGCUACUCAAUUUAAAGGAGGAGAAUGUGGAAGAGACUUUUAUUUGCCAACUUCUUAGAAUUAAUGCAAAGUGUUUAAAGCUUUACCUGGAAACCGACUGGGAGAAUUUUGUAGGAUUGCAACAUUAUUUAGAUGAUAUUCCUGCAUUUGGGAUGUUGAGAUAUCUUGAGGUAAACUCUGUUCCUGCAGAAGUUUUGUUAGGCUUACUAUUAAAAUCACCGUGUUUGGAGACUCUAGUUUUCCAGAUGACAGAUUUUGAUAAAGAACUGUCUGAUUCUGCAAUUGUGCCUGACUGUUUUCUAUCUACUCUUAAAGAGGUAGAAUUUGAAAACAUUUCUGGUUAUAAGUGGGAGUUAAAUUUUGCCAAAUUUGUGAUGGAAAAUGCUUGUGUAUUGGAGAAGAUUAGUUUCUCAUUUUCUGAUAAGUUGCAAGGCUUGGAAUUGGAAAAAGUUAAAGAGAAACUAGUUUUAAUUGAGACAAGUUGUAACAUAGUGUUUAUAGAAUAUGUAUAACAAUCUUAUGUUACAUGAGCAUUUUUAAAUUGUGUGAAAGUAUUCAAGUACUAUUACUGUGAUUGUUUAUUUAUGUGUGUGACUGUGUGAUCAUCCAAGAUUCCUACGUUGCUUAUUGAAUAUCUUUGUUAAA
Vicia villosa (hairy vetch) is the source of this 1622-nucleotide messenger RNA. Its product is annotated as F-box/LRR-repeat protein At4g14103-like. Lineage: Eukaryota; Viridiplantae; Streptophyta; Magnoliopsida; Fabales; Fabaceae. Gene Ontology annotation, molecular function: protein binding. The record is from RefSeq and is a predicted model, not a curated record. The transcript is spliced from 4 exons. The coding region runs from base 134 to 1489 and encodes 451 amino acids.